Molecule: messenger RNA, 490 nt
Organism: Drosophila navojoa
Lineage: Eukaryota; Metazoa; Arthropoda; Insecta; Diptera; Drosophilidae
Molecular function (GO): calcium ion binding
Source: RefSeq, a predicted model, not a curated record
UAUUCCGCACUUAAUUUUAAAUCACUAUGACUAUUGCAAUAUAUCGAAUAGACGAUGAUGAGUGUAUCCAGUCACCAUGUGAGAAAGGAUACAAAUGCUCCAAUUAUCCAGGGGGAUAUGACUGUAAUCUCAUUAGCAGUGAAACAUGUGGCACAGGCUUUCUUUUGAAAAAUGGCAGCUGCAUUGAUAUUGACGAGUGUGCUCAAAACGCGUCCAAUUCUUGCAGAAAUGAUAUGCACCAGGAAUGCAAGAACACUGUGGGCAGUUACCACUGCAACUGCCUGCCUGGUUAUAUUUUGGAUGUAACGCAGAACAAAUGCGUUGAUAUAAAUGAAUGCUCAAUUAACAAUCACAACUGCCUCCCAACUCAGAGAUGCGAUAACACGAUCGGGUCAUAUAUAUGCACGCGUUGGACAUCUUGCGGCACGGGAUAUACAUUGAAUGCUGGUACGGGAAAUUGUGAUGGUAAGUAAAAAUAUUUACUAAGAAU